AUGGAUUGGUCACUAUGUUUUCAAAACUUCUACCUUUUCCCGUGCUUAUCUGUCAAAUGCUUGCAGGAAUUGCCUAAACCGCUGCUUCCGGUUGCCAACCGCCCUGUUCUUACCUACGUUUUGCACCAGUUGGAACAAAGCAACCUUAAAGAUCUGAUUGUUGUGGUUGAAGGGGAAGAUGCUGCGCUUGUUGUUGGUGCUUGGAUUUCUGGGACUUUCAUUGAUCGUCUACAUGUCGAGGUUCUUGUAUCUGAUGUUCCUCCUGGUGCAGUUGCUGCCACCCAUAGGCGACACGAUGCAGCAGUGACUGCAAUGCUUUGCUCUAUCCCUGUUAGUGGACCUCUAGAGUCUGGGUCCUCCGGUGGAAAAGAUAAAGCCAAGAAACUGGGACAAUACAACAUCAUCGGACUGGACCCUGGCAAACAGUUUUUAUUACACAUAGCAACAGGAUCUGAAGUUGAGAAAGAUGCUCGACUUCCAAAGCACAUUCUCCGUGCAGUUGGCCAGAUGGAAAUUCGAUCGGAUCUGAUGGAUGCUCAUAUGUAUGCAUUCAAGAGGUCUGUCCUGCAAGAAGUUUUAGACCUAAAGGAUACAUUUCAAAGCUUGAAAGAGGAUGUACUUCCUUAUCUUGUCCGGAGCCAGCUGAAAUCAGAGGCCUUAUCAAAUAGGACUCCACAUGGAGAAGAAAAUAGGAAUGAGAAGGUUACUUCCCAGAACAAUCAAGUAUUUGUCUCUCGAAUCCUUGCUAACGCAUCUAUCCCAAGUUUUCAUGACCGCAGUUCUGAGAAUCCUGAUGGUUCUGCCCCUACUCGGAAAACCCAUAAAUGCUGUGCUUAUAUUGCAUGUAGCAGCAGUUAUUGCGUGCGCUUGAAUUCCAUUCAAGCAUUUAUGGACGUCAAUCGAGAUGUUACUGGUGAGGCGGAUCAUCUGCUGAGCGGCACCUCAUCAGAUCCCAAUAAUAUCAUAGGUCCUUCACCAAAGCUUGGAACCAAAACUACUGUGGGGCCGCACUGCAUGCUGGGUGAAGGUUUGGAAGUCGGUGACAAAUGCCAAGUAAAACGGUCUGUUAUUGGCCGUCACUGCCGGAUAGGUUCCCAUGUUAAGGUUGUCAAUUCGGUUGUAAUGAAUCAUGUCACGAUCGGCGAUGGCUGUAUAAUGCAGGGCUCUGUUGUUUGUAGCAAUGUACAGCUUCAAGACCGCGCUGUUUUGAAAGACUGA
Hibiscus syriacus is the source of this 1218-nucleotide messenger RNA. Its product is annotated as translation initiation factor eIF-2B subunit gamma-like. The transcript is spliced from 10 exons. Lineage: Eukaryota; Viridiplantae; Streptophyta; Magnoliopsida; Malvales; Malvaceae. The record is from RefSeq and is a predicted model, not a curated record. Gene Ontology annotation, biological process: cytoplasmic translational initiation. Gene Ontology annotation, molecular function: translation initiation factor activity; guanyl-nucleotide exchange factor activity. Gene Ontology annotation, cellular component: eukaryotic translation initiation factor 2B complex; guanyl-nucleotide exchange factor complex. The coding region runs from base 1 to 1218 and encodes 405 amino acids.